Messenger RNA from Corticium candelabrum, 564 nucleotides. RefSeq lists its product as uncharacterized. Gene Ontology annotation, molecular function: nucleic acid binding. Gene Ontology annotation, biological process: DNA integration. The transcript has a single exon. NCBI's taxonomy places the organism in Eukaryota, Metazoa, Porifera, Homoscleromorpha, Homosclerophorida, Plakinidae. The coding region runs from base 1 to 564 and encodes 187 amino acids. The record is from RefSeq and is a predicted model, not a curated record.
AUGGCCAGAAGCCACAUUUUGUGUAUCCAGCUGAAUGCAGCCAUUGAGGAUAUUGCUCAGUUUUGCAAUACAUGUCAACAGUCGCAGCCAAACCCAACCAGUUUCCCAUUAGAUAGCUGGUCCUGGCCCAACAAUCCCUGGCACCGGGUCCACAUUGACUUUGCUAAGUUAGAUGGAGCUGAUUUUCUGAUUCUGGUAGAUUCCCACUCCAAGUGGAUGGAAGCAAUUCACAUGUCUCACUCUACAACGGCGCGGUCCACCAUUCAGGCAUUGCGUAAAAUGUUCGCUAGAUAUGACUUGCCAGCAGAACUGGUUUCAGACAACGGGCUGCCUUUCACAUCUGAGGAAUUCGCAACAUUUAUGAAACAGAAUGGGAUACGGUCUAUUCGGAGCCCUCCUUUUCAUCCAGCUACCAAUGGUUUGGUGGAACGGGUAGUGCGAUCUUUUGAGAGCGGAAUGAAAAAUCAGCCGUACGCCUUUUACAGCACAAGCUGGCAGCGUGGCUUUUACAUUACAGGACAACUCCGCACACCACUACUGGACAACUGCCAUGCGAGCUCCUGA